ACCAUCCCAGAAACGCAACCAGAGAGUUGAGGGUACACCACUGUUCUGAGGAACCACUCUUUGUGGGAGGAGUAUGGCUUCUAAGGAAUCCUCAAUAACCUCUUCUAAAGAUUCUCUCCUCUUUGAUGAGCGACGUUGGGUGAUACAAAUUCGUAAUACCUUUGACGAGGAGGACGAAGAGGAUGUCCGAAUCCCUGUCUCAGUUUUUAGCGUCCCCAAGACACUACUAUCCACCAAACCUGAAGCCUACGUCCCCCAGCUCUUUGCACUCGGACCGUACCACCAUUGGUACCCCCAGCUCUAUGAGAUGGAGCGCUACAAGCUCGCCACAGCCAAGAGGACACAGAAGCAGCUCCAGAAACUCAAACUCGAACAAGCUGUCGAACACUUGAUGAGAAAAGAGCACAAGAUCAGAUCCCACUACCAUAGGCACCUUGAUUUGAGUGGAGAGGCUCUAGCAUGGAUGAUGGUUAUUGAUGGAUCCUUCUUGCUCGAGUUCCUUCGCAACUACUCCGAUGCAGAGGGAAAGGCCUUCAGGAAGGUGCCAUCAAUGUCCCAUAUGGUGGAUGCUGCAAGGAUGAAGUUGGCUUAUAAUUCUAUCCUUAGGGACAUCGUGAUGCUUGAGAACCAGAUACCUCUCAAUCUAGUAAGAAAGAUCUUGCGAUUUCAAAGCAUUUCAAACCAAAUUGCUGAUAGUGAACUCUCGACAAUGCUGAUAGGAUUUGUGAAGGAGGUUUGUCCAUUUAAGGUGAUGGAUAACUUGUCAAGCAUCGACACUAAAAGGUACGCACACUUGUUGCAACUUCUCUACUUUGUCAUCGUUCCGAAGGUCAAGGAAGAAAGCGGAACCAAUGAAAUCGAACACCAUGUCGAUGUCCCUGAGUCAAAUGAGGAUCAGGCCCCGGCAGACCCUAGCUAUGUGAAGAAGCUCUUUAAUUCGGUUUGGAGUUCGGCGUCACGUUUAAAUAUCAUGAAUGUUUUCAUUAAAGGACCCUUCAAGUUCCUAGUGAAGGUUCCUUGGAAGAUCAUCUCCCAUCUCCCGGGGAUCUCGAUCUUGGCUGCUCCCAUCGGAAAUCUGUUCUUCAAUAGAGAUGAAAAAGAGGAAGAUGAAGAAUCUGGUAACAAACCACCUUUGGUUGAAGAGAUCAUGAUCCCUUCGGUGACCGAGCUCACAAAGGCUGGUGUCAAGUUCUCACCAACGAGGGGGGACUUGACGACGAUCGCGUUCGAUGUGAAAACCGCCACUCUUCGUCUCCCUACUGUGAGUUUAGACAUCAACACUGAGGUUCUGUUGAGGAAUCUUGUAGCAUAUGAGACGUCGGUCGAGUCGGGGCCCAUGGUUUUCACUCGAUACACUGAGUUGAUCAAUGGGAUUAUCGACACCGAGGAGGAUGUGAAGCUGUUAAGGCAAAAGGGGAUCAUCUUGAACCGGAUGAAGAAUGAUGAGGAGGUGGCAAAGCUUUGGAAUGGGAUGAGCAAAUCAGUGAGGUUGACGAAAGUGGCCUUCAUAGACAAAGUGUUGGUGGAUGUGAACAAGUUUUAUAACAGUCGGUGGAGCGUUAAGAGCCGGAAGUUUAUGAAAAACUGUGUGUUUGGGUCGUGGCAGAUCCUUACGCUUCUGGCUGCCCUUCUGCUGCUGUUUAUGACGUGUGUGGAGGCCUUCUGCUCGGUCUAUAGCCGUGGAACUCGUUGGUCCUUUGUCACAGGCACGAAUGCGGGGGGAGGGGAGAGUGAAAUGCCUGUUAAUUUGCAAGGUUUCGCUAGUACGACUUACAUGUAAAACUCAUGUAGAAUUUGUAUGUAAGCCAAAUGGAUUUAGCUUGUCCGUAAGCACCGGUUUUGGUAUUUCAGGUUCAGAUAUUGGGGUGCAGUUUCUGUACAACUUCUUAAAAAUAUAGAUUUUGCUGCUAAAUAGUGAUUUAUCUAGGUUUAUAUAUUAGAUUUUCACCGCAACAAUUUAUUG
Messenger RNA from Elaeis guineensis (African oil palm), 1963 nucleotides. Its product is annotated as putative UPF0481 protein At3g02645. Lineage: Eukaryota; Viridiplantae; Streptophyta; Magnoliopsida; Arecales; Arecaceae. The record is from RefSeq and is a predicted model, not a curated record.